AUGCCCUGCUCCGAAGAGGCCUUCGCCGUUUCCCCCAGCAAGCGGUCCUGGUACGUGGAGGAGGGCCCGUCGCGCCUCCGCUUUGUCUGGCUCUCUGAACACGCCACCGCCCCCACCAAGGGGUCGGCACGAGCCGCGGGCUAUGACCUGUAUAGUGCGUAUGAUUAUACAGUACCACCUAUGGAGAAAGCCCUUGUGAAAACUGACAUUCAGAUAGCUCUUCCUUCUGGAUGUUAUGGAAGAGUAGCUCCACGUUCUGGCUUGGCUGCAAAACACUUCAUAGAUGUAGGAGCUGGUGUCAUAGAUGAAGAUUAUAGUGGAAAUGUUGGUGUUGUACUGCUUAAUUUUGGCAAAGAAAAGUUUGAAGUCAAAAAGGGUGAUCGAAUUGCACAGCUCAUUUGUGAAAGAAUUUUUUAUCCAGAAAUAGAAGAAGUUCAAAUUUUGGAGGACACUGAAAGGGGUGCAGGAGGCUUUGGUUCCACUGGAAAGAAUUAAUUUAUGCCAAGAAUAGAA
Molecule: messenger RNA, 513 nt
Organism: Talpa occidentalis (Iberian mole)
Lineage: Eukaryota; Metazoa; Chordata; Mammalia; Eulipotyphla; Talpidae
Product: deoxyuridine 5'-triphosphate nucleotidohydrolase-like
Exons: 1
Coding region: 1-495 (164 amino acids)
Biological process (GO): dUMP biosynthetic process; dUTP catabolic process
Molecular function (GO): magnesium ion binding; dUTP diphosphatase activity
Source: RefSeq, a predicted model, not a curated record